Penicillium cinerascens is the source of this 1284-nucleotide messenger RNA. RefSeq lists its product as uncharacterized. Gene Ontology annotation, molecular function: oxidoreductase activity. Bases 1 to 1284 code for a protein of 427 amino acids. The transcript has 3 exons. The record is from RefSeq and is a predicted model, not a curated record. Lineage: Eukaryota; Fungi; Ascomycota; Eurotiomycetes; Eurotiales; Aspergillaceae.
AUGGACAACAACACCGCAUUCCUCGUGAAACCACUCUCAGGCGCAGCUCGAGCCAUCCUCAACAGCUCAUCACAACAAUGGAUCCCCUACGCCCUAGGCCUCCUCGUAGGCUACCCCCUACUCACCAGCUCUUUCCGCUAUCACCGACGCAACAAGCUCCAGAAGCAAUACAACUACCCCACCCGUGAAUCAAUGGCCGCCAUGACCGACGAAGAAGCCUUCCAGAUCCAGAAAUCAGUAGCGCAGCUUGAGUUCCCAUUCAUGUUCAUCAAAUCACUACAAUUCGCUCUCUUCCGCACAUACGGCAUCCCGACAAUCUCAUCCCUCCUAACAAAGACAAGCGAGUUCUCUAGCCCGGAGACAUCUCUCAAACGCUACACUGAUACGAGCGCCCUAGUCCAGGAAAUGAUUGGCAAUAGUCCCACCUCUGCACGCGCUUACACCUCCUUUGCACGAACGCGCUUCCUGCACGCUGGGUACAGAGCCUCGGGCAAGAUCCUUGACCAGGACAUGCUGUACACCCUAGCGCUAUUCGCGCUGGAGCCAAUCCGGUUCAUUGACCGGUUCGAGUGGCGGUCACUAAGUGAUCUGGAGCGUUGUGCCAUCGGCACGUUCUGGAAGAGUGCAGGCGAUGCGCUGGAUAUUAGCUAUGAGGCUCUACCUUCCGGUAAAGCCGGAUUCAAGGAUGGCAUCCAGUGGCUUGAGGAGAUUGAUGCGUGGAGCCAGGAAUAUGAGGCGAAGUGCAUGGUUCCCGACGUGAAGAAUCGGGAGACGGCAGAUCAGACGACGGCUGUGCUGCUUUAUAUGCUUCCUACGGUGCUGCAUCCGGUUGGGUUGCAGUUUGUUUCGUUUAUGAUGGAUGAUAGACUGCGGAAGGCCAUGUUAUACGAUCCCCCGUCUGCAUUCUUCAGCGGUCUCUUUUCAACCUUGCUUACGGUUCGCAAACUCUUCUUGCGGUACUUGAGUCCCCCGAGACCGUAUUUCUUGCGAUAUGCCUCGUUCACGGUGGAGCCGGAUGAGCAUAACCGCUUUUUCCUUACGCAGUGGGAGGCUGCGCCUUAUUACGUCAAGCCGACUUUCUGGAACCGCUGGGGACCUAUGGCGUGGUUGACCCGGGCGUUGGGUCGGCCUGUUCCGGGCGAUGAGGGUAACAAGUAUUAUCCCUCUGGGUAUAAUAUCCCGGAUGUUGGGCCUAAAUAUUUUGAGGGCAAGGGGAGAAAGGCGUUAGAGGAGACGAUGGAAGAGUUGAAAGGGUAUAGGACCGGGAAGUGUCCAUUCCAUUGA